Molecule: messenger RNA, 960 nt
Organism: Galeopterus variegatus (Sunda flying lemur)
Lineage: Eukaryota; Metazoa; Chordata; Mammalia; Dermoptera; Cynocephalidae
Product: olfactory receptor 7D4-like
Exons: 2
Coding region: 1-960 (319 amino acids)
Biological process (GO): G protein-coupled receptor signaling pathway
Cellular component (GO): membrane
Molecular function (GO): olfactory receptor activity; G protein-coupled receptor activity
Source: RefSeq, a predicted model, not a curated record
AUGCAGCAAAACCACAGGUACAUAAAAGCAGAAAACCACACACAACUAUCAAAAUUCCUCCUCCUGAGCUUCUCAGAGGAUCUUGAACUCCAGCCUCUUCUCUCUGGAUUGUUCCUGUCCAUGUAUCUGGUCACUGCACUUAGGAACCUGCUCAUCGUCCUGGCCAUCAUCUCAGACUCCCACCUCCACACCCCCAUGUACUUCUUCCUCUCCAACCUGUCCUUUGCUGACAUCUGUUUCAGCUCCACCAUGGUCCCAAAGAUGCUGGCGAACAUCCAGGUACACAGCAGAGGUAUAUCCUACAUAGAGUGCAUCACAAACAUGUAUUUUAUGAUGAUGUUUUCUGGACUGGAUAAUUUCCUUCUGACCAUUCUGGCCUAUGACUGGUACAUGGCCAUCUGCCAUGCCCUGCACUACAUGGUCAUAAUGAACCCCCACCUCUGUGUCCUGUUUGUUCUGGUGUCUUGGUUCAUCAUUUCCUGGGUCGCCCUUGUUCACAUUGUUCUGAUGAUUAGGCUGACCUUCUCUACAGGCACUGAGAUUGCACAUUUCAUCUGUGACCUGGCUCAACUUCUCAAAGUGGCCCUUUCUGAUACCCUCAUCAAUUACAUCUUUAUGUAUGUAGCAACUGCACUGGUGGGUGUGUUUCCCGUCACAGGGAUCCUCUUCUCUUACUCUAGGUUUAUCUUCUCCUUAAUGCGAAUGUCCUUCACUGCAGACAAGAAUAAAGCAUUUUCCACCAGUGGGUCUCCCCUCUCCGUGGUUUCCUUGCUUUGCAGAACUGGACUUGGGGUCUACCUAACUUCUGCUGUGACCCAUUCUUCCCAGAGGAGCUCAAUUACCUCUGUGAUGUACACUGUGGUCACCCCCAUGCUGAACCCCUUCAUCUACAGCCUGAGGAAUAAGGAUGUGAAGGGGUCCCUGGGAAGACUCUUCAGCAGAGCAGCCUCUUGUCUGUGA